UGGGAAGACAAAACCCCUACAUGUAAAUAUGAUGGGUUAACACUACCAAAGGAUAGAGGUGGAUUAGCAAUACCGGAAACUUGCCUAUAUUAUGUCUCGGUCCACCUGGCACGAAUGCAGCAAUGGCACCUAAAAACCAAAGGUCGGAAUGAGCCUUUAAAGAAAGAGAGGCCAAGAUGGAAGAGCGACUACCCUAUGACUGAUGGACAGCUGCGCAGCAAGCGCGAUGAGUUCUGGGACACGGCACCUGCCUUUGAGGGGCGGAAGGAAAUCUGGGAUGCUUUGAAGGCGGCUGCCUUUGCAGUGGAAGCCAACGACCAUGAGCUGGCUCAGGCUAUUGUGGAUGGUGCCAGCAUUACUUUACCUCAUGGAACUCUAACAGAAUGUUAUGAUGAACUUGGAACCCGCUACCAACUCCCUGUUUACUGCCUGGCUUCUCCCGUUAACCUCAUCAUGGAAAGAAGUGAGGAAGAUGGAACAGAUGCUCUAGAACCGGCCCCCAACACCAGACGGGAAUUCCAGCUUAAAGUCCGCCUCUCCUCUGGGAAGGAUGUUAAACUCAAUGCCAGCAUGCUGGAUACCAUUGGCCAGCUGAAAAAGCAGCUGCACGCGGUGGAGGGCAUUGAAACUUGUUGGCAGCGUUGGUUUUUUUCUGGGAAACUUCUCACAGACAGAAUAAAGCUCCAGGAGACAAAGAUCCAGAAAGACUAUGUGAUACAAGUCAUUGUAAACCAGCCACAAGAGACACAAAACUGAACUGGAACAAUGCCCAGCGAAUAUGAAUGUACAAUUCAAUAUAAGUACAAUAGGAGGGUGAGGGAAAGGCUGGCUGCUAGGUCUUUAUUUCCUUUCCUGAUGUCCACCUUCCCAAGCAUCAGUCUCUUGCUGAGCGGGGGGCUGUAUUGUGAAAUUCAGGUGGUGAGGUGAAUUAAGAAACCUCAAUGCUGCACUAUAUUUCCCUAAGUCUUUAUUGCACACACAAUCCCCCUCAGCUUAUUGUAUGGGCAGAUAUCCUCUCUUCCUCUUGAGUGUGGCAUUAGGUAGGGGAAAUCACUUUUUUUUUUUUUUAUAAUUGUUUUCUGGUUUUACCUUCAGGGGUGUGGACAGCCUUUGGCACUGCAAACCCUUAACUACAACUUCAAACAGCCUGCUGCAGCGGGGGCUGCUGGGAGUUGUAGUUCUGCAGCACCUGGAGCCGCAAAGGAUUCAACUGCAUUGAAUCACUAUUUCUUUCCACCUCCUUACUUCCUAAAAAGUCUUGCUCUACUUGCCAAGCCCCAGUUUAGACUCGGUACUACUGAUCCUACAGAACACCAUGGAGCUUUUUGGGUAGCUUUUUAAAUGUAUCACUCCAGUCAUACAAAUUAUAACGCAUACGAUAGAGAGACUGCAUUCAAGGACAUGUGUUUUUACCUUAGACUGGUAUCACUGCAAUCCCUUUAAGUUCUGUUUGGAUGAGGCUGGUGCCUGUGCAUCUGGUGAUGUUAGAGAGCAGCAGUGAACACUGGAUUAUUACUUUCAUGAUUGUUUCCUUACCACCAAGAGAGCUCUGCUGUUUUUGAUGUACUGGCUUCAUGUAACCACAACCACUCCUUUUGGUACUGAUCAGGUUCUAGUAGUGGUAGGGGGAGUCUGCUCCCUUAUGUGCAGUAGCACAGGUUAUCUUUGGGCACCUUGUUUUUGACUAAGCCAAGUGUACAUGUGUCCUAACUGAGACCAUUUAUGGUCCUUACAAUGUAAAAUAACACCUGCAAGUCUAUGCUUGACCACAUGCGAUUAGUUUUACAUGCUGACACAUUGGCUUUGGUUGGGGGCCCCAGCCAUUCAGCUUAAGCUAGGCACUAACCACUAUGCAGAGAAACCAGCACAUCCAAUCUAUGCAGAGAUGUUUUAAUGGCACAGCAGAUGAAAAGCCAGAAAUCAUUUCAGUUUGCCUAACUCAUUUAUUAUUGCCUGCAUGCCCUUAGGUCAUAGACAUUACACCUAUUAGUAAAGUUUAAACCAAUCUCCUGCCCUAAUGUUGCUUGUGAAAUGAUUGUUCCACAUCUCCAGAUACAGAACAUGUCUAUAAGUAGGGUUUAUCUCUAUUGGUGGCCUGCAUAGUGCGUCCAAAACACUCAGGGCUGGUUAAAAAAAAAAAAUCAGUGGGAAUAAAAAAUCCAUAUUAUUCCACUGAUAUUCUUAGUGUCUACAUGAGGGAUAGACAUCCUGUGCCCCUCCAGCUGCUGUCAAUCUAUAUCUCCCAGAAUCCCACACAAACAGCUUGAAUGCUUUAUGGUGAUUAACCUAGGCACUGUGGUCCCUUCCACUCAGAGCAAUAACAGGUUGAGAAGGGGAAUACUUUGUGCAGGAUCUGCUCCAACGAAUACUUAAUAGACAAUAAGUGGCUGAAUUAUUGAAGCCGCUAAUGAGCUCUGAAGCUGUAGAGGGGGCACUGGAUAUUUACGAGAGUAGGAUGGAAUUUUACAUAGUUACACAAACUCAGUCUGCAUAUAUGUGCUCGAUGCAGCAACCUAUGUCAGCCAGGUUGUACUGAUUUUGUCCUAGGGCUCCAUGAUGGGAAAAGUUGACUUCUGCUUUUAUGAAACAAAAAGAAACCCAUUGUUGUGCCAACUUCACAUGGCCAUACACAGUGAGGGUCAUUUAUCAACAAUGGGCAAAUUUUCCCAUGGGCAAUAACCCAUGGCAACCAAUCAGAUUGCUGCUUUCAUUGUUCUACUUGCAGCUGGCUUUAAAAAGCUAAUCACUGAUUGGUUGCUAAAGCUAACUGGCCAUGGGCAAAUUUACCCAGUGUUGCUAAAUGAGCCCCAGUAAGUCUUAGUGUUAUAUGGACACCACCUUCAUUUCUACAUAGUUAAGCCAAUAUCUGAAUGAACCCUACACAUAUACUGACUGGCAGGGCCGUCUAAAAAGGGAGCCUUGUAUGUAUUGUCUGGUCAGUAGCAUGGCACCAAUUGUAAAGUGCUUUUUCUAUGGUGUCUUGGCACGUGCAAGUUUGUGUGUUUUUGUACCCAGUGCUGGCUAGAUAACCGCUGCUGGAGGAUUCUGGACAUGCCCUUAAACAGCUGAAGGACUUGAGGGUUCUUAUCCUUGGCCUAAUUCCAAGAGUGGAUGGAUACCUGCAGCUGCCUAAUUUCUCAAUAAAGGAUGGAAAUGUUUUGCCCUCCAUGUGCCUACAUACAGACGUCCAUUUUUUUUUUUUUCAUACCCCAUAUAGAAUUUUAUAGCUUGUUUUAAUCAUUUUAACUGAUCAAACUGUGUUGCCUCUAGAACAAACCCAAGAAUAUGAGUAAGCAAUAAGAAAUCUAAAUCUGUUUUAAUGUUGCACCUUGUGCACAGGGGGUGAUAGUCCCUUUAGAUGCUGUUCAAUUACAACUCUGUAUAUUCCAUCAACUGACACAGGCCUGUGAUUGUUGGCGGGGAGUUGUAGUCCAACAGCUGCUGGAGGGGAUGCUGUUUUACCUAUCAAUGUCUUAUGAUAUUCUGAAUAAGCAAGUCUAUUCUUUGUAUUAAUGUGACUAGCUGAGAAUGCUGGAAUUUUUAGAGCCGCUAACGCUGGAGGGCC
Molecule: messenger RNA, 3565 nt
Organism: Xenopus laevis (African clawed frog)
Lineage: Eukaryota; Metazoa; Chordata; Amphibia; Anura; Pipidae
Gene: ubtd1.S
Product: ubiquitin domain containing 1 S homeolog
Exons: 3
Coding region: 115-756 (213 amino acids)
Source: RefSeq, a predicted model, not a curated record